Messenger RNA from Phialemonium atrogriseum, 822 nucleotides. RefSeq names its product putative vacuolar protein-sorting-associated protein 25 protein. NCBI's taxonomy places the organism in Eukaryota, Fungi, Ascomycota, Sordariomycetes, Cephalothecales, Cephalothecaceae. The transcript has 2 exons. Gene Ontology annotation, cellular component: ESCRT II complex. The record is from RefSeq and is a predicted model, not a curated record. Gene Ontology annotation, molecular function: structural molecule activity; protein homodimerization activity. Gene Ontology annotation, biological process: protein transport to vacuole involved in ubiquitin-dependent protein catabolic process via the multivesicular body sorting pathway. The coding region runs from base 172 to 822 and encodes 216 amino acids.
UGACCAUGGCGGGGCAUAAUAUAUAUGUAUCCCCACCUAGAACUAUUCGAGAUAUCUGAAUCUCAGCCAUGUACCAAACUAGGAGACAUUCUUUAACCUCGCUAUACACAGAGCGAGCUCACUACCUCUACACAUCCCGCACUCGUUAACAACGUCGAAGCCCGACAAAAGAUGGCCGCCAGCCCCCCCGGCACCUUCAACUUCCCGCGCGAGUACUUCUUCCCGCCCUUCUUCACGCGCCAGACCAACCUGACGACCCACCACGCCCAGCUGACUAAAUGGUCGGCCCUCGUCCUCUCCUACUGCCGCCACUACCGCAUCUACAAGCUCACACUGUCCGACGCUGCCGGUAACAGCAGCAACAUCGGCAGCAGCAAUGGGUCCAUCGCUACCACCACCUCAGGCCAGACGACGACGACGACGACGACCCCCGCCCCGGGAGCCGACGAGCUGUUCCACAACAGGAAGAUCAACCGGCGGCUGGGCGUGGCGGACGUCAAGGAGGUGAUGGAGUUUAUGCGCCGGGACGGGCGAGCCGAGUACGUCGGGGGCGGCAGCGGGGCCACCGGCGGCGACGUCGUCUGGAUCUACUGGCGGACGCCCGAGGAGUGGGCCGCCGUGGUGGAGGGCUGGGUGGAGAAGACGGCGCAGAAGGGGAGCGUGCUUACCGUGUACGAGCUCACCGAGGGCGAGGGGACGAGGGGUGCGGAAUUCCACGGUCUGGAUCCCGAGUUGCUACUGAAAGCACUAAACAUACUGGUCAAGAGAGGGAAGGCACAGAUAUUCGGCCAGGACGAUUCACAGGGCGUUAAGUUCUUCUGA